Molecule: messenger RNA, 753 nt
Organism: Lodderomyces pseudojiufengensis
Lineage: Eukaryota; Fungi; Ascomycota; Pichiomycetes; Serinales; Debaryomycetaceae
Product: LAS1
Exons: 1
Coding region: 1-753 (250 amino acids)
Source: RefSeq, a predicted model, not a curated record
AUGUUUGAAGACAUAAUUGGAUUUGGAAAUUCCGACCCAGUGCUAUUCAUCGAUAUAUUGAUCAGAAAAUUUUACAUUAUAUACGCAGAUAGUAAGUUGAAAGCCAAAAAAAUCAAGUACAACCCAUUAUUUGAGAAACUAUAUACACCCUUGUUUGAUAACUUGAAAGUUGAGUUUCAUUGUAAACUCAUUGAUAUUGUUUUAAACUUGAUUGAUGGCUGUGAGAUUAGUGAAGUCAGUAGAAAACUUUACAAAAAAAUUGGACUUCGAGUUACUUUGACCCAAAGCGAAACAGAUCAGUUACUCGAAUGGACACCUUAUUUUAAAAAAUUCAUCUUCAAAACACCUUUCUCAAUGAUUCCCAAAACAUUAUGCAAAACACCAACUGAACUUCUUGAUGCCAUGAUUAACAAGAUAAGAUUGAUCUAUAGACUGGACAAAGCUAUGGAAAGAUUGUUGAAGCAGAUUUUGGAAGUAGCAACAGAGGAAAAUUAUGGCAAGGAGAUGUUGAAUCAAUUAUCAGAGUUGGUAAGGACGUCUGAAGUUUCUGCAACGAAUAAAAAGAUAUUAGAAUUUCCACCAUCGAUUGAUGAUAUAUUGGCUGAAAAAUCUGCUACGAAGAGAUCAGCCGAUGACGAUGUAGAUGAUGAAAACGAAAACAAAAGACGUAAAAAUGAAUUGGGUGGAAAAAAAGUGUAUUUAUUAGAGCAGCAUGAUGAUUGGAGACCGACUCCUUUUGGAAUGAGUGUCUAG